GAGAGAGAGAUAUAUAUAUAUAUAGAGAGAGAGAGAGAGAGAUAUGUAGAGAGAGACGCAUACAGCUAGAGAAUGCUUACUACAGUAUAACUCGGAUAAGUCGAACACAGAGGACUCGAAAUCACGCAUACGUCGAACUGUGCCUGCGAUCCCGUUUUUUCUUCUUCUUUAUUAUCUUUGUAAGAUAUCCCUCGAACUACGCAUCCCUGGAAAACUACCGAGGCAGGUCCCGACCAAUUCGAGGUAUCUGUGCUAUACUCUAUGUGUUUUUUCGUCAAGCCUUUACCUCGCAGCCCAACUCUAGGACUCUCGUGACAUCAUGUGGACGGAAGUCAGUUCACCCCGACGGCCGAUUUGCGGGGCGAGCGGCGGGUGUCUCUCACUAGUGAGGAGUAUGCUGCUGCUGCUGCUGCUGUCGUUGUUGUUACAGUUGAGCUUUCUUCCCGGUGGUCACGCAGGCCAAGCGGGGCAGACGGAGACGUGUGAGUACGACCUUGACCUCACCCACAACACCGUGAAGAUAAUCUGUCAGGGGUCACCGGGCAAGGUCAACGUGUACGCGGAGACGGCCACCCUUCAGGCUGAUGAGGUCACCAGCCCAAUCGGGGGACAGGUGGGAGAGUACAAAAAACCCGGGAACUCAGGAAGUCAGGCAAAGGGAACUACGGGCUCACGCCAAGACGACCCCGGAAGCAGAACUCGGACUUCCGGCGGCGGCAGCAGAGAGCCUUCUCGCGCGGGCAAGCCGGAGAAACCCGGCCAACAGGACUCGGUACCGAAUACCCGGCCGAUUCCCGGGCGGCAGGGCGUUCCGACAGCGGUGUACCACACGCCGUUCGCUGAGUACGUGUGGAACGCCACUCGCAAGCUGGACAAGGCGAAGCGUCAGCUGUCCACCUACACCGACUCCAUUCGGAACACAACCACGAGGCUGGCGGUGGGAGACCUCAAGCUGAGGGACGAUAUGAAGAACUUGAAGGAGACCAGUAACUCGGCCACAG
This is a messenger RNA of Aplysia californica (California sea hare), 1001 nucleotides long. Its product is annotated as noelin-2. Lineage: Eukaryota; Metazoa; Mollusca; Gastropoda; Aplysiida; Aplysiidae. Gene Ontology annotation, biological process: signal transduction. The record is from RefSeq and is a predicted model, not a curated record.